AUGAAAACAGGCAUACCUCAGGGUUCUGGUUUAGGCCCAUUGUUAUUUCUAAUUUACAUCAAUGAUUUACCAAAAUUUUUAAACGCCGGGACAAAACCAGAUAUGUUUGCGGAUGAUACCCAAAUUGCAACAUCAAGUGACGAUAUCAAAGUUAUCACUGAAACAUUAAAUAGAGAUUUAAACAAUGUUGCAAAUUGGCUAUCCGCAAACAAAUUAACUCUAAACAAUAGUAAAAACGAAUAUAUGAUAAUUGGUUCCAAGAAAAGGCUUAGUCAAGUGACUGCCGAUCCUGCUAUCAGUGUAGGUAACUUAGCAAUUAAGAGAAUUGAAAUGACAAAAUCAUUGGGCCUAAUGAUAGACGAGUCUUUAGACUGGACCACGCAGGUCGAACACAUUUCAAAAAGGUCACUUCAGGCCUUGCUAUUCUCAGACGACUCCGGGAUACAGUCAAAUUCAAUACCUUAA
This is a messenger RNA of Paramuricea clavata, 465 nucleotides long. NCBI's taxonomy places the organism in Eukaryota, Metazoa, Cnidaria, Anthozoa, Malacalcyonacea, Plexauridae. The record is from the annotation of a GenBank genome assembly.